UGUCGUGUCCAGUGCCUCCAGUCGUACCAGGACCACCGACCGGUGUGAACGUUCUUCCUCGUGCGUCGUCCCGCCGCUGUCGUGUCUACGUACGUGCGUAUCGGUGUUAUACACUGUGGCCGUCACCGCGAAAAUUCCAGCGGUCCAGUGCAUUUUUAGCCGAUCCAAAAGGCUAUCGGAUCGAACGCGAAAGACGUACGAGGAGAUCUCUCGUGUGUUCUGGCGGAGAUCGGUGGUGGUAAACGUAUGACACGUACUUGCUCGCCGCGAAGAGUCAACGAGAGACGAUCGACGAGCGUUCGCCGCGUUUUCACGUAACGAGCGUCGCACGGACAAACAUCAUCGCCCUAUCGAAAUCAUUUUUCGGCGCGCCGUUGCUCCCCGGCGUUCUUGACCCGGCCCGAUUAUCGCCUCGGGAACAGUUCCCCAUCGGCGACAACGACGACGCGGAGAGAAGUGCACCGAAAACAUCCGAUCGGCACGGGCGGCGAGGAAGUGUAGCCAUGAAUAAUUCACUCGGUUAAGGGGUGAAAUUUCUCCGACUUUGAGGCACCGAGAGAAUCGACAACAACAGCGUCAAGAUGGGCGAGAUUCUCGGUUCGGCGAGCUUUCUCCACCUCGGCGACAUCGUCAGCCUGUACGCGGAGGGAAGCGUCUCGGGAUUUCUUUCUACUCUCGGUUUGGUGGACGACAGAUGCGUGGUAUGUCCCGAAGCUGGAGACCUAUCGAAUCCGCCAAAGAAGUUCAGAGAUUGCCUCUUCAAAAUAUGUCCCAUGAACCGUUAUUCUGCCCAAAAGCAAUUUUGGAAGGCCGCGAAACAAAGCGCGAGCGGCACAGAUGCUGUACUUCUCAAAAGGCUUCACCACGCCGCCGAAAUAGAAAAGAAGCAAAAUGAUUCUGAGAACAAGAAACUGCUGGGCAGCGUGGUCUCUUACGGCAACGUCGUCCAGCUUCUGCAUCUCAAGUCCAACAAGUUCUUGACAGUCAACAAGAGGCUGCCUGCGCUCCUCGAGAAAAACGCAAUGCGGGUCUACCUGGAUGCAAACGGAAACGAGGGCUCCUGGCUGUACAUCAUGCCCUUCUAUAAGCUUCGCAGCGACGGUGAUAACGUUGUUGUCGGUGAUAAAGUAAUUCUGGAACCAGUGAAUGCCGGCAGGCAAGGUCUACAUGUUGCUGCCAAUUAUGAACUGAGCGAUAACCCAGGUUGCAAGGAAGUAAACGUCGUGAACACGGCCACCUCGUGGAAGGUGACACUGUUCAUGGAGCACAGGGAGAAUCAGGAGGAAAUACUGAAGGGUGGAGACGUGGUUCGGCUGUUCCAUGCUGAACAGGAGAAGUUUCUUACAAUGGACGAAUACAAAAAGAAGCAACACGUAUUCUUGAGGACCACUGGUAGAACUAGUGCCACUGCAGCUACGAGUAGCAAAGCUUUGUGGGAGGUUGAGGUAGUGCAACAUGAUCCCUGCAGAGGAGGUGCUGGUCACUGGAACUCUCUCUUUAGAUUUAAACAUUUAGCAACGGGUCAAUAUUUAGCUGCUGAGAUAGACACCGAUGAACCACGUGAAAUCACGAUAGGCAAACGUGAUCCUCCAGGACCAGUGUACAGAUUGGUAUCAGUUCCGCACAGUAAUGAAAUCAGCUCCUUAUUUGAGUUAGAUCCGACAACAUUAACAAGAGGUGAUAGUUUGGUACCUCAAUCAUCUUUUGUUAGGUUACAUCACAUAUGUACAAAUACCUGGGUCCAUUCAACAAGUGUACCCAUUGAUAAAGACGAUGAGAAACCUGUUAUGUCAAAGGUGGGUUGUGCAAUUAACAAAGAGGACAAGGAAGCGUUUGCUUUGAGGUCUGUGUCGCCUGUUGAAGUGCGAGACCUUGAUUUCGCAAACGAUGCAUGUAAAGUUUUAGCUGGAAUAAGUGGUAAAUUGGAAAUAGGCACGAUCUCCCACAACGAAAGACGAGCUGUUACUAGUUUACUGCAGGAUAUAGUGUACUUCAUAGCUGGGCUAGAGAACGAGCAGAAUAAGUCUGAAGCUUUAGAGUUAAUUGUUACUAAUGCGGUAAGGGACCGGCAGAAGUUACUAAGAGAACAAUAUAUACUCGGUCAAUUGUUUAAAAUACUUCAGGCUCCAUUCUUAGAGUCUGCUGAAGGUGAGGGACCAUUUCUUAGAAUAGAGGAAUUGAACGAUCCUAGGCAUGCACCAUAUAAAUAUAUGUUUCGUUUGUGUUACCGAAUUUUAAGACUGUCACAACAAGAUUACAGGAAAAAUCAGGAAUAUAUUGCCAAACACUUUGCUUUCAUGCAAAAACAAAUCGGAUACGACAUCUUAGCAGAGGACACGAUCACUGCACUCUUACAUAACAAUAGAAAGUUGUUAGAGAAGCAUAUUACAGCUGCAGAAAUUGAAACGUUCGUGGGUCUUGUUAGGAAGAAUAUGCAUAAUUGGGAAUCCAGAUUUUUAGAUUACUUGUCGGACUUAUGUAUUUCUAAUAAAAAGGCAAUAGCUGUGACCCAGGAGUUAAUUUGCAAGAGCGUAUUAAGUGAAAAGAAUAAAGAUAUAUUAUUAGAAACUAGGAUGAUGAAAACUCAGGUUGAGGUAGAGGAACUUGAUGAGAAACAAGAGAAUGGUGAAUCACAGAUUACUGUUGUCGAGGAACUAGAAGUAUUUCUUCUAUGGAAGAAUGCAACGAAGUCAAUGUCUUUAAAUGAGUUAUCAAGGGGAGCAAAAUUAGGCAGUGUUCAAGAUAUAGCAAUAUUAGACUAUUAUAGACAUCAGUUAAAUCUUUUUAGCAAUAUGUGCCUCAACAGACAGUAUCUAGCUUUGAAUAAUUUAUCACCGCAUUUAGAUAUUGGUCUUAUACUGAAGUGCAUGGAAGAUGAAACAGUGCCAUAUGAGUUGCGUGCAUCAUUCUGUCGACUCAUGUUACACUUACACGUUGAUAGAGACCCUCAGGAGCAAGUGACUCCUGUGAAGUAUGCUCGCUUGUGGUCUGAAAUUCCUUCGAAAAUGAGUAUUAAUGACUAUGACGCGAACAGAAUGCGGGAUCAAAAUAAAGAAGUCGUUCGUGCUAAAUUUAGUGCGACUAUAAUGUUCGUGGAAGAUUAUUUAUGCAACGUAGUUGCAAAAAUGUGGUCGUUUGCAGACCAAGAACAAAAUAAACUUACAUUUGAAGUCGUUAAACUGGCACGUGAUCUAAUUUAUUUUGGAUUCUAUAGUUUCAGUGAUCUGUUGAGACUAACUAAAACGCUGCUAAGUAUUUUGGACUGUAUUUCAGAAAAUGAUACCCCGGAGAGAAAGAUUCCUACUGGUGAUAUUGACUCUGAGUCUAUGGAGUCUAAGGAAACAGCCGAGGGUGGAGUACUAAGAUGUAUCGGAGAUAUGGGAGCAGUAAUGACAAGUUUGACAUUGGGUUCAGCCGGACAAGUUUUAGGUGGAAGUACAUCUCCGAGGCCGAAACCACUAUCACAGAAAGAAUACCCAUUGGUGAUGGACACAAAGUUGAAAAUAAUUGAAAUCUUACAGUUUAUUCUUGACGUCCGAUUAGACUACAGAAUUUCCUGUUUAUUAAGCAUCUUUAAACAAGAAUUCGACGAAACUGAGAAAGCAUCUGGCGAUGUAAAUCUUGGUCAAAAAACUAUUGAUUUGGAAUUAAUUGGGACUCAAGCAGAGGGUAUAUUUGGAAGCAGUGAAGAGUGUGCAGCGCUAGAUCUGGAUGGUCAAGGUGGUAAGACAUUUCUGCGUGUCUUGCUUCAUUUGGCAAUGCAUGACUAUCCUCCAUUAGUUUCUGGAGCAUUACACUUGCUCUUCAGACAUUUUAGUCAAAGACAAGAAGUUUUGCAAGCGUUUAAACAAGUACAAUUAUUGGUGUCUGAUAGCGAUGUUGAGUCUUAUAAACAAAUUAAGUCGGAUUUAGAUGUGUUGCGACAGUCGGUUGAAAAGUCUGAGCUUUGGGUGUACAAAUCUAAAGCGGCCGAAGAACAUGGCGGCGGUAAAAAGAAGAAAAGCAAGGAUGAAGAAGAUGAUGGAUCUACACCUCGCAAAGCACCACCUCAAUUAUCAACGUCCGAUAAGAAAGGAUCUGCUAUAGACUUAGACAUUGGUCCUCCGUUACCCGCAGACCAAGCUGAAGAAUAUAAAAAGAUACAGCAAAUAUUAAUUCGUAUGAACAAACUAUGCAUUCAAACGAUAGGUGGUCAAUUCAAGCCACGAAAACACGAGCAAAGACUUUUACGCAACGUUGGAGUACACACUGUUGUCUUAGACUUACUACAAGUUCCAUAUGAUACCAAAGAGGAUGUUCGAAUGAACGAGUUGAUGCGAUUAGCGCAUGAUUUUCUACAGAAUUUUUGUUUAGGCAAUCAACAAAAUCAGGUUUUAUUGCAUAAGCAACUGGACUUGUUCCUGAAUCCUGGUAUACGCGAAGCGCAGACAGUGUGCAGCAUUUUUCAAGACAAUUCCACAUUGUGCAAUGAAGUGAGCGCUAAAGUUAUACAACAUUUUGUGCAUUGUAUAGAAACUCAUGGGAAGCAUGUACAGUAUCUGAAAUUUCUUCAAACAAUAGUAAAAGCUGAGAAUCAGUUCAUCAGAAAAUGUCAGGAAAUGGUGAUGCAAGAAAUGGUUCAAUCUGGUGAAGAUGUUCUUGUCUUUUACAACGACAGAGCUUCUUUUAAUCACUUUGUGGAAAUGAUGAGAUCUGAAAGGCACAGAAUGGAUGAAAGUAGUCUACUAAAGUAUCAUGUAGAAUUAGUAAAAUUAUUAGCUUGUUGUACGAUGGGUAAAAAUGUCAAUACAGAAAUUAAAUGCCACAGUCUUUUACCAUUGGAUGAUAUUGUUGCUAUGGUAUCACAUCCAGAUUGCAUACCAGAAGUCAAAGAAGCAUAUAUAAAUUUCCUUAAUCAUUGUUAUAUUGACACAGAAGUGGAAAUGAAAGAAAUUUACACCUCGAAUCAUAUGUGGUCGUUGUUUGAAAAGUCUUUUAUUGUAGACAUGGGUAUAAUAGCAACUGCCACGCAUGAUCGUGAACAUGCUGAUACCUUUCUGGAAAACUAUGUGACAGGUUGCCUAAUGAAUAUCAUUACAACGUUCUUUAGCAGUCCGUUUUCAGAUCAGAGUACUACAGUGCAGAAACAUCUGCACGAGGCUAGACUAUAUUGGAGCAUCAAGGAGAGUGACCGGAAUACUGAUAAUGAUCUUACUGGCUAUACACGACAGCCUAUAUUUGUUCAGUUGCUACAUGCAGCUUUUAAAGUAUCACAAUGUGCAUGGUUAAAUGCUGGUCAAAGAUUCAAUGUGGAAAAUUGUAUAAGAACAUUGUCCGAUGUAGCUAAGGGUAGAGGGAUAGCCAUACCAACAGACUUGGAAGGCCAGGUUGCUUCUAUGUUUAAUAAAGCAGCAAUGCUCAGUAGACAAACAAGCAAAUGGCUUCAAGCUGCUAAACAACCAAAAAUAGAACGCACUCAAAGCCAGAGUGACUUAAUUGAUGAGGAUACUAAGGAUGAGCUAAUGCGUUUGGACCGAAGUAUAAUAGAAGGUUUACAAGAUAUAGUGUCACUACUAGAAGAGCAAUUGAAGCCAUUGGUGCAGUCAGAAUUGUCUUUGUUAGUGGACAUUCUCUAUCGACCAGAAUUAUUGUUCCCAGCAGCAACAGAUGCAAGAAGAAGAUGUGAAAAUGGCGGUUUUAUUCGACGAUUAAUCAAACACACGGAAAAGUUACUCGAAGAAAAGGAGGAGAAAUUAUGUGUAAAGGUGUUAAGGACUCUGAGAGAAAUGAUGGCUAUAGACCCCGAAUAUGGAGAAAAAAACGAAGGUGUUUCGGCAGAAGAAGAAACAGAACAGCAGACCGAGCCACAAGUCGGAACAGACUGUGUCGACGAGUCUGAGACUCGUCAUAUGACUCAGCAAGAGCGGGGAGAUGUAUUAAGGCACAAUCUUUUGGCUCGCUACUUUGGAAAAUCUUUCAUACAAAAGCCAGAGAACGUAGAAAUCGGAGUUUCCCACUCUGCACCAGUUACGCAUGGACCAGGGGCCAAACUUCUGAGCCGGGCAGGCAGGACAUUGCAUGAAAUACAGAGUCAUCUUGAUCGAGAGGGUGCAUCAGACUUGGUGGUUGAAUUAGUAAUCAAAAGUGUCCAUUCUCCAAGCAUAUUUGUGGAAGCUAUAGAACUUGGUAUUGCGUUACUAGAAGGUGGAAAUCCUAUCAUACAAAAGAGCGUGUUUAAUAAAUUAAUGGGUGAUGACUUGAGCCAGUCAUUUUUCAAGGUGUUUUAUGACAAAAUGAAGGAUUCACAGCAAGAGAUAAAGUCUACUGUAACAGUGAACACGUCCGAUAUAGCAGCUAAGGCUCAUGAAGACAAGGAGCAAAGUAAGGAAAUAGAAAAAAUCUCAAGGAAACGGACAUCAGCUAAACCUAAUGGAAUUGUAAUAACGGAUGAGUUACGUGAAGAAUUAAAUCAAGCUGCAUCGUCUACAGUACAAGCCUUUGCAAAUGUUCGCAAUCUAGCUUCCGGUGAGGAUGCAACCACUAAUGCAGCACUAGGAAGUGCAUUGGAGGAUAUGAUUGCUGAAAAACUGGAAAGGCAACGUACUGGAGUUGGUGCAGAAAGAGACGAAGGUCAAUUAAGUACGAAAGUACUAGUAAUGCAGCCAAUUUUACGGUUUCUGCAAUUACUGUGUGAGAAUCAUAAUCGCGAUUUGCAGAAUUUCCUUCGCAAUCAGAAUAACAAGACAAAUUUCAAUCUAGUGUCCGAGACACUUAUGUUCUUGGAUUGUAUUUGUGGCUCAACCACUGGUGGAUUAGGGUUGCUAGGAUUAUAUAUUAAUGAGCACAACGUUGCAUUAAUUAAUCAAACGUUAGAGACGUUGACUGAGUAUUGCCAGGGACCAUGUCAUGAUAACCAGAACUGUAUUGCUACUCAUGAAUCUAAUGGAUUAGACAUAAUAACCGCGUUGAUCCUGAAUGAUAUUAAUCCUUUGGGAAAGACUCGAAUGGAUUUAGUGUUAGAAUUGAAAAACAAUGCCAGUAAAUUAUUGCUAGCUAUAAUGGAAAGUAGAGGCGACAGCGAGAACGCGGAGAGAAUUCUAUAUAAUAUGAAUCCUAAGCAAUUGGUAGACGUUGCGUGUCGCGCAUUUCAUCAGGAAUCAUUAGAUGACGAUGGUGAUGUCGACGAUUCAUCUACCGAUGGAGAAGAAGGAGUAUCACCUAAAGAAGUUGGCCACAAUAUUUAUAUUUUAUGUCAUCAAUUAGCACAGCAUAAUAAAGAACUGUCGUCAAUGUUGAAGCCAUCCGAACAAAAUAAUGCGGAUCCGAAGAUUAAUAAAGCUCUUCAAUAUUAUGCGACUCAUACUGCGCAAAUUGAAAUUGUUAGAAAUGAUAGAACCUUGGAACAGAUCGUAUUCCCAAUUCCAGAAAUCUGUGAACUUAUUACUUUGGAUACAAAGAUCAAAGUUUUAAACACCACAGAGCGGGAUGAUCAAGGAUCGAAAGUUUCAGACUUCUUUGAGAGAACAGAAGACAUGUUCAAUGAAAUGAAAUGGCAGAAGAAGCUUAGGGGACAACCAGUACUAUUUUGGAUGAGCAGUUACAUGUCAUUAUGGAGUAAUAUUUUAUUCAAUUGUGCAGUACUCAUAAAUCUUAUUGUAGCUUUCUUUUACCCAUUCGUGGAUUCCGUGCCCAAUCUUAGUUCGCACUUGUCUGGACUCAUUUGGGCGGUAAUGUUUUCAUCUGCUGUUAUUGUUCUUACAUUACCAAGAGAAUCUGGUAUACGUACGUUAGUGGCGUCAACAAUAUUGCGAUUAAUUUUCUCUAUAGGACCAGAACCGACUUUAUGGUUACUUGGUUUUCUUACGAUUGUAUUAAAAGUUGUACAUCUUAUAAGUAUUAUAGGUAAUCAGGGCACUUUAACAAGGAGCUUAGAGCAAAUAGUGACAAACGUCGAACUUUUGUAUCAUAUAUCAUAUCUUAUAUUUUGUGUUCUUGGAAUUUUUAUGCAUCCAUUUUUCUAUUCAGUCUUACUUUUCGAUGUAGUCUACCGUGAAGAAACGUUGCUCAAUGUAAUCAGAUCUGUAACGAGAAAUGGAAGAUCCAUUAUACUCACCGCUGUGUUGGCAUUAAUUUUAGUUUAUAUGUUUUCCAUUAUUGGUUUCAUGUUUUUCAAAGAUGAUUUCUUAGUGUCUGUCGAUGAGGAUAUUAUGUCAUCAUAUUCGGAAGGAAAUACGGAAACAUGCAAUGCUGUGAAUAAUGAAAAAUGUGAGGCAACUGAAACAGUUUCUCGAUACGUUUUAGAAGUGGCUGAUAGAGACAGAAAUGAAGAUGUAAUUAAUGUCGGUGGAGAAUUAAAAGAACGAUCAUGUGAUUCCUUGGUAAUGUGCAUUGUAACAACUCUAAAUCAAGGUUUAAGGAACGGUGGUGGCAUUGGUGAUAUUCUGCGAGCUCCUUCCAGUACGGAACCGUUGUUUGUUGCCAGAGUCGUAUACGACUUACUCUUCUUCUUCAUCGUAAUAAUUAUUGUCCUGAAUCUCAUCUUUGGUGUUAUUAUUGACACUUUUGCCGAUCUCAGAUCAGAGAAACAACAGAAAGAGUUAAUACUGAAAAAUACAUGCUUCAUAUGCGGUUUGAACAGAUCUUCCUUCGAUAACAAAACGGUGUCUUUCGAAGAACACGUGAAACACGAGCAUAACAUGUGGCAUUACUUGUAUUUCAUUGUUCUGGUGAAGGUGAAAGAUCCCACGGAAUUCACAGGGCCUGAGUCGUAUGUCUACGCUAUGGUGAAGGAUCGAAAUCUGGAUUGGUUCCCAAGGCUGAGGGCAAAGUCUUUGGCAGCAGAUGAGGGAGAAGGUGAACAAAUAGAAUUAAGAAGUUUACAAUCGCAACUAGAAUCUACGCAAAUGUUAGUCAAAUGUUUAUCUCAACAACUCACGGAGCUUCGUGAUCAGAUGACGGAGCAACGAAAACAGAAGCAGCGGAUAGGCCUUUUGAAUUCUGCAUCCGCACAUAUGCAGAAUGCACCCACGUAAGCAUAGCUUGUAUCCGACAAUUCAUUUACAUUAUAAUUAUACAUGAGAAUCUCAAUUUGAUACUCCGAGACGAUAUUUGAUAUAUAAGUUUUUGUGUGUUCUUAAGAAGCAUUUAAAGACACAGGGCAGUAAUAUUAGGGACAACGUGAAGGAGCGUUUGUACAACUUUGUGUUUACCUUUAAAUAUAGAUUUUUCGCGUAAAAUCAAUAAUUCAUACCUUUUAUUUGUCUUACGAAACGAAAUGAAAAUUGAAAAAUUGUUGAAUGUAUGUGUUGUGUAACAAUUAACGUGCGCGAAGAAUUUAUUAUCUUAAAUAGAUGAUUAAAAGAUCUUUAUUAUAAUUUGAGUACAUAUUCAGAAGCGUGCAUGGGAGUAGGAGUUUAUAAAUUAGCAUAUCUAGGAUUCAUAAUGAGAUUUUAACGUUUUGCAACGUGUUUGAUAGAUUUUUAAGAAUGUUACUGUUCUUUAUCCACGAGAUGGAUAUGUAAAAUAAAUGUCGAGUAUUCUAUUUUAUAUGUCAGCGAUCUGUUCGUGGUUGUGUUAGAUUUUUAAAUUUGUAAAAUAGGUAUAUGUUUUAAUAUAUUUUCUUGUUGAUCGUGUAAUUAAUUUCUUUCUUGUAAGUCCGUGAAAUAUAUUUUUAAAUUCAUUUGGUAAUAUGAAUUAUGUUAAACUUUGUAAUAUUCAUGUUAUCAUGAACGUCCUCCAUAUUUAUUAAUUAAACUAUAUACAGAUUUUUAUAUAGAACAUGGGCGCAGAAAUUUCAUAACAAACUAGCAAGUGGAAUUAAUAUAACAAAUUUUUCAAUUAUAUUGAGAGGAAAAAAUUUUUUUACUGUCUUUAAUAAGAUCAACUCAAAACUGAACAAAGUUAUUUGAAAUAAUUGAAGAAACAAUUUCUUUGACAAAUUAUUAUUGGAUAUAUGAAUAUUUAAUUCGUCCUACUGAAAAGCAAUUAAACGGACAUUCGAUAGCGUAUAGAAUGUUGAUAAACUAUAUAUUGUUCCACAAUAGUCUGUUUAUCUUGAAACCGGGUGCCAAUAGGUAUGUAAAUCUAUUAUCGAGUAAUUAAACCAUGAUUAAAAUGAUCGUUCAAUUACACAGUAACUCAUCCCUGCAUUGUUAAUCACAGAUAUUUCUAAUGGAUUAAUGUCAAUGAUUAUCAUUGUGUAGCUAUAACCACGUAAAUGUAAAUUAAGUGUAAUUGUAACAGAAACACAAUGAGCUGGAAUAAUGAUCGAAUCAUUACUAUGCACUUAUUGUUAGUCCAAUAAUGAGUUACGAUAUUGAUUGAUUCCGAAUCAUUUCCGACUAACAUCUUCGCUUGGAUGUCGUCUAAACAUCCGAUUGUGUCUAUGAAAACUUCAUAUAUAUAUGUAUGUAUAUGGAUAUAUUGUAUGUUGAUAAUUUUUUAAACAGAAUAGCAAAGUUACUAGGUGUAAUGUACAUAUAUUUUGUUCGAUGUUAUCCAUUCACUGUUACUACUCGUACAUGUAGUUAGGAGUGCAAUUGUUCAACUCAGACGUGUCGUUUCACAAUUUUGUGCCAACUUCAUAAAAUUUUAACAAGAUGUUAUUUAAAUGAUCUUUAAUCGCGUGCGCCCGGAUAUCGAACGCAAACGAGUUACCUGUAGAUGUACAUGUUUCAUAUUCCGAAUGUAGAAUGUAUAAAGCUAUUAGUUAUUAUAGAUCAUAUCGAAACUUGUAUGUGAAUAAAUUGUUCUUUUUUAAUAAACUGGCUCGGUUACUGAAUGUAA
Megalopta genalis is the source of this 10764-nucleotide messenger RNA. Its product is annotated as Ryanodine receptor. NCBI's taxonomy places the organism in Eukaryota, Metazoa, Arthropoda, Insecta, Hymenoptera, Halictidae. Gene Ontology annotation, molecular function: inositol 1,4,5 trisphosphate binding; inositol 1,4,5-trisphosphate-gated calcium channel activity. The record is from RefSeq and is a predicted model, not a curated record. Gene Ontology annotation, cellular component: endoplasmic reticulum; membrane. Gene Ontology annotation, biological process: calcium ion transmembrane transport.